This is a messenger RNA of Salvia splendens (bonfire salvia), 4517 nucleotides long. RefSeq names its product mucin-19. The record is from RefSeq and is a predicted model, not a curated record. The transcript has 6 exons. Gene Ontology annotation, biological process: cortical microtubule organization. Bases 853 to 4221 code for a protein of 1122 amino acids. Gene Ontology annotation, cellular component: cortical microtubule. NCBI's taxonomy places the organism in Eukaryota, Viridiplantae, Streptophyta, Magnoliopsida, Lamiales, Lamiaceae.
AUCUUUAUUUCUACUUUUAAUUUUUUUUACACUAAAAUUGUGUAUUUGAGAGACAGUGACACAUGAACUGGAAAUCUAGUGGAGAAUAAACAAAAUUGAGAUAUGAUUCUGUUUUUCAUUUUAUUACUAGGAGUAUUUGCUAUGACUCGAAUCACAUGAACAAGGAUAAUUUUGAUCUUGCUUUCUCUUUUGUUUCUGUUUCUGUUUCUUUUUUCAUUUUGAUUUUGCUUUCGCCUCAGCUGCUGUGGUGUGGUUGUGGCGGUGGUGCUACAUUUCUCUUUCUCAAUUCACAAUCCACCUCUCACGUGAAGCAUAAUCACACCUUUUCUUCUUCCUCUUUUGCUUUAUCUUCUUCUGCUCUCAGGGUUUUCUUUCUGAUCUCUGAUUUCUUUUGAUCUACUCCAGCCCUCUCUAGAUCCACGCACCUUUAUUGCUUGCUGCUUCAGAAAAUUUGAGGGGUUUGCCAGUUAAAUUCUGGUAUAUUUCACACAUUGGAUUGGGUUUGGGGGUUUUACGUGAAUUUCGUCUCAAUCUGUGAUUUGAGGUGGGGGUUUUGGGAAGUGAAGAGGAAUUGUUCUCAAUUUGAUAUGGUUGCUGAGAAUGUGAAGUUGGAUUUGGCUCUAUAUGGUUGAGGAGGAUGGAAGUUGAGUUUCAUAUUUCAGCAGCUGACCAGUUUUUGUGAUUUUCACAAUGUGUAGCUUUAGGUUUGGGCUCUGAGGAUUUGAUUGAGAUUCUAUUCGGUGUGUUGGAGUUUAAGAGAUUUUCAUGAUGUUUAGUUUUAGGUUUGGUUUUUUGAGGAUUUGAUUGAGAUUUUAUAAGGUGUGUUUAAAUUUAAGUUUAAGAGUAUUGGAUAUGCCUCCAUCACCUUCUAUUAGAGUUUCCCCGGGGAGGGAGAUGAAGAGAGAGAAUCACAAGAGAGGCGGCAGUUUUGAGAGUGGGAUUCUCUUUCGAGAGAAGGAUGAGGAUCUUGCUCUGUUCAAUGAGGUGCAGAACAAAGAAACUGAUAGUUUCUUGCUCCAGACGAAUGAUGACUUUGAUGACAUGUUUUCAUCGAGGCCAAGACAGUUCUUGAAUUACAAGCUUGGAAUAUCCAUUCCUGCCCGAGGGGAGAGUAGUGACCUGCUUAAUGCAGAAGGAGAUAAAAAUGACUAUGACUGGUUAAUAACCCCUCCUGAAACUCCUCUGUUUCCUUCUUUGGAUGACGAAGCACCGACAGUUAGCCUUGCACCCAGAGGCAGGCCCAGGAGUCAACCUAUUACAAUCUCGCGAUCAUCCACGAUGGAGAAGGGUUAUAAGAGUGGCAGGACCAGUGCUAGUCCCCGUCGCCUUAGUCCAUCUCCUCGGUCUGGUACUAGUCCAUUGCAGUCUAAAAGCAGACCAUUUUCUGCCACACAUUCCAGUCCACCUCCUGCUUUGCGACGUUCUUCUCCUUCAAGGGGGCUGUCUCCCCCACCAAGUAAGCCAAUAACUGCUCCAAGGAAUAGAACACCGACACCUAGGAGCAUGAGCACGGGUUCAGCUGGUGCUACUGCACCUUCAAGCGCGAGAGGUGCCUCUCCUGUCAAGACAAGUCAGGGUAACUCUGCUUCACCUAAAAUAAAAGCAUGGCAAUCUAACAUCCCUGGGUUUUCCUUAGAGGCGCCUCCUAAUCUUCGCACCUCACUGGCUGAUAGGCCAGCAUCAUAUGUCAGAGGUUCCUCACCAGCAUCGAGAAAUGGGUCCAGAUCUGCUAGGCAGUCUAUGUCCCCAACUGCCUCUAGAAGUGUCGGUUCAUCUCAUAGUCAUGAAAGGGAUCAAUUUAGUUCCUACAGCAGAGGUUCAGCUGCAUCAUCUGGUGAUGAUGAUGCAGACUCACUACAAUCUGUGCCUAUCAGCACCUCUGGCCGCUCAGUUCCACGAAGCGUAGGUAGAUCCCCAAAUAAUAAAACUAUGGGAUUUUCCAAGAAACCAGCCAAAACUUUGUCAAAUUCUGCUCCCAAAAGGUCAUUUGACUUGGCACUUCGACAAAUGGAUAGGAAGGCUCCACAGAAUAUGUUCAGACCCCUGCUGUCCAGUGUCCCCAGUUCAACACUUUAUGCAGGGAAAACAAGUACACACCAUCGCGCCCUGACAUCAAGAAAUUCUUCAAUCACAACUAGCAGUAAUGCUAGUUCUGAUCAAGGGACAAGUGGUGCACUUGACACUGAAGAAAAUGAGCAAAACCAAGAUGAUGUGACCAGCGACUUUGUGAAGGGGCAGUACCCAACUGUGCACUACGAAGUAUUUGCCAUGGAUCACACUGAUGCAGUAAAUGAAGCAAUUGAGAAUAGACUAAUUGAGGUACCUGGUUGUCAGGAUGAGGAAACUGGUAACCCCGCUAGAGUUAAUUCUCUGUCAGAUGCUGAGAGUAGCAUCCAACUUGACACUUCUGCAGAUGUAGGCUUGGAUGUGAAGUAUGAGUAUUCCGAUGUUGAUGGGACUUCUGAUAUGGAAGUAUGCGCUCGAUGCAGUGACACGUUUCCUUCAAGUGAAUUGGUAAAGGAAGGUGACCUAUGGUUCUGUCUGGAAUGCAAUAGUUUGAAAACAAAUAUACUGGCAACCCUCCCAGUGACAACAGUGAAGAAAGAUUUGGACCAAUCUCUCUCAAUUCAAGAUUCAGUACCUGCUGGUGAAAUAGGAAUGCACCACCUCGACUCUACUGCAAUUGAUGAUCAAUAUUCAAAGACUGAGCCAAGCAUGGAUCAUGAAGUAUUGCAGUCUGAGAAGAGUGAGGUUAUGGUCACCGGCCAGCAAGAGAUAGUUGGAGCUGUGGAACUUCACUCCGCCCCCCAACAAUUACACCAGUCUGGUGUCUGUUCAACUUCAGAAGCUGAUGUUUCAGAAGGUACAGGUAUAACAUUGCUUCUGAAGUCAUCAAGUAGCAGUAAAGGACAUCUCAUCCAAAGCAGGAGUUUCACCGCAAGUAACAUUUGUUAUGGUGAUUUCUCUUAUCUGAGGGAUAGCAUAAAUAGUAUGAGAAGCUCCGGUGGGUAUAGUAAUGCAUCUGUAUCAUCCUCCACUGAUCUGGGAUCUUCUAGGCAAACAGAGGCACGUAUUCGUUGGCAAUCAAGUGGCCAGAGAUCUGACAUUGAAAAUUACAGAGAUGAAAUUCCUAUGAAGCAUAAACGCUCCAUCUCCUCUUUGUCUGGUGCAUCAGCUCUUGGAUCCCAGGUCCGAAGUACAACACCAAGUUGCCUAGGGGAUAGUUUUGAGCUAGUGUCUUCUGACAAGGAUAGGGAGGUUCACGGGGUAACAUAUCCAGAUCCUCCUAUCCAGUCACUGCCCUCUGAAAAAGAAGCAGAAAGUACAUGCGCAGAUUUGGAAAGCAGUCUAACCCUCAAGGUUUCUGCAGAAUUAUCGAGUGAUUUGAUGAAUGCCCAUUUGGAAGGUAGUCCGAAGGAGUCAAUUCUGGCUUCUGAAGGGCCAGUAUCACAUGAGAGUGGUGAAAACCUGACAAACAAAUCCAGUGGAGAAGAAACAGCAGCUACACAGUUACAGACUUCUACCCUAGGGGAAGACAUGCAAAGCUCUUGUAGGGGAAAUGUGGAUGUCACAGAAGUUCCUCAUCUGAGUUCUUUGAAUGAUAUAUCUGAAAUGGAAAUUCAGAAUUCUGGUAUUUUAUCUUGUGACUCACAAUCUGAUGUUGAUUCCACAAAUUCAAAGACAUGUACGAAUGAAUUGCUGGAGCCUUUUGUCUCAGUGGAACAGAAUGAUAUCAUGACAGAAACUACUGAAGAAUUUGACAUCCCUGUUCCAGUAAAUUUUGUCCUUGAAGAUUUUACCAUUGUACGAGAAGACGCUGGUGGAACAAACGCUAGAAGCCUGACCCUCGAGGAAGCGACAGACACAAUCCUCUUCUGCAGCUCCAUUGUCCACAAUCUGGCAUAUGAGGCGGCAAACAUAGCCAUAGAGAAGGAGAGCUCGUCACUUGAAGUCACGAGACCAACAGUGACAGUGGUUGGCAAACCCAAUCCCGACAGAAGGGAGAUGCGAUCAAGGCCACUGGGUAAACGCAGUUCCAAGUCCCAAAAGGCUCGCCACAGAAGAUUGGAGACAGAGACAGAGACAAAGCCAAGGCCUGUGACUCCUGAAACGGAAGAAAAAUUUAGUCCUCGCAUCGUGAGAUCCCCUAUCAGGAAGGGCGAGGCCACCACACGUCCUCCUCCGAAGCUGGAGUCCAAGUGCAACUGCACCAUCAUGUGAAGCCCGAGAUGGUAACCACGUGCGUUUAAUAGAUUUGAUUUUGUUGAUGCUAAUUGUUUAUUAAAGAGAUGAUAUUAGAUGCAAUCCCUUUUGUAAAGUUGCAAUUUUUAUUAGGCUGAUAAUAGUGUGUGGUAUUCAUUCUUGUUAGUGCUUGGUAUAGGUUGAUUCUUUUGUUCUGGUGCUCCAGACCAGAACAGUGCAUUCAGACAAUUAUUCUUGGUCAUUUAAUUGUAGCUAUUUGUUUUGGUUGUAAUGCCAUUUUAUUCAAUAAAGACGCACGUGCAGGUUGGAAUGUA